Messenger RNA from Perkinsus marinus ATCC 50983, 165 nucleotides. RefSeq lists its product as hypothetical. Gene Ontology annotation, biological process: cilium assembly; intraciliary transport. Gene Ontology annotation, cellular component: intraciliary transport particle B; centrosome; motile cilium. The annotation marks the transcript as partial. Lineage: Eukaryota; Perkinsozoa; Perkinsida; Perkinsidae. The transcript has a single exon. The record is from RefSeq and is a predicted model, not a curated record.
CUAAAUGCCGUCGGCAGGUAUCAGGCAGAAGAUUUCGCUCAUCUGAGCGUAUCAGAGGAGAUCAAGGAUCUUUUUGGAUAUAUCAGUCGGUACCAUCCUCACACUGUCGAGCUGGAGACGCCACUGAAGCCGUUCAUACCCGAACUCAUCCCAGCCGUUGGGGAG